Messenger RNA from Pyricularia pennisetigena, 186 nucleotides. RefSeq lists its product as uncharacterized. Lineage: Eukaryota; Fungi; Ascomycota; Sordariomycetes; Magnaporthales; Pyriculariaceae. The annotation marks the transcript as partial. The record is from RefSeq and is a predicted model, not a curated record. The transcript has a single exon.
AUGAACUCAGCAACGACAAAGCGAGCCCUAGGCUGGCUCUACAGCUCCCGAGGCGGCCGAACCGCACAGAUCCGACCACGAUGGAGGACGUUCUUCAGCAGCGGACCGGUACGGCGAGCGACGCAGCAGGAGCCGCCCAAUUUCGAGCAGGUCAGAGCGGCAUACAAGUACAAGAACCGGACUACC